AUGGCCCCUUUUGCCAUCUCUGACACCGAUUACAGCGCCCAGAACUCGGCGCCCAGCUUCUCUGGGUACGACCAUAUCACUUGGUGGGUGGGCAAUGCGAAGCAGGCAGCGGCCUACUACACUAGCCACUUCGGCUUCAAGACGAUCGCCUACCGUGGCCUUGAGACAGGCAGCCGGUACUUUGCCUCAUAUGUUGUUCAGAACGGCGACAUUCGCUUCGUCUUUACCUCGCCGCUGCGCUCUUACGUCCACCUACCCGAGGAUGCUGUCAUCUCUCCUGAGGAGCGUGCCCUCCUGAAGGAGAUGCAUGACCACCAGGAGAAGCACGGCGAUGCCGUCAAGGAUGUUGCUUUCGAGGUUGACAAUGUUGAUGGCGUUUAUGCUCGUGCCGUGGCCGCGGGUGCUGAGGCCGUCCAGCCGCCCACCAGCUUCGGCGACAAGGAAACGGGCUUCGUCCGCACUGCCAUCAUCCGCACCUACGGCGACACCACCCACACUCUGAUCUCGCGUACCGGCUUCCGUGGCGCCUUCCUUCCGGGCUUCCGGGCCGUCACACCGUCUCCGGCAACCGUUGAGCUCCCCACGGUCCCUCUCGCGCGCAUCGAUCACUGCGUCGGCAACCAGGACUGGAACCAGAUGGUCAGCGCGUGCGACUUCUACGAGCAGUGCCUGUCGUUCCACCGCUUCUGGUCGGUCGACGACAAGCAGAUCUGCACCGAAUACAGCGCACUGCGGUCCAUCGUCAUGGCGUCGCCCAACGAAUUGGUCAAGAUGCCCAUCAACGAGCCGGCGCCCGGCAAGAAGAAGAGCCAGAUCGAGGAGUACGUUAUCUUCAACUCGGGACCUGGCGUGCAGCAUAUCGCUCUGCUCACGCCAGACAUCGUCACCGCGGUCAGCUCGCUGCGUGCCAGGGGUGUUCAGUUCAUUGAUGUGCCCAAGACGUACUAUGAGACGAUGAGGCAGAGGUUGAAGACCGAGCACAGGAACUGGGAAUUGAAGGAAGAUAUGGAUGUGAUUGAGAAGCUGAACAUCCUCAUCGACUAUGAUGAGCAGGGCUAUCUGCUGCAGCUGUUCACCAAGCCGCUCAUGGAUCGACCGACGGUGUUCAUUGAGAUCAUUCAGCGCAACAAUUUUGAUGGGUUUGGCGCUGGUAACUUUAAGAGCUUGUUUGAGGCGAUUGAGAGGGAGCAGGCGGCGCGCGGCAACUUGUAG
This is a messenger RNA of Thermochaetoides thermophila DSM 1495, 1212 nucleotides long. RefSeq names its product 4-hydroxyphenylpyruvate dioxygenase-like protein. The transcript has a single exon. Gene Ontology annotation, molecular function: 4-hydroxyphenylpyruvate dioxygenase activity. NCBI's taxonomy places the organism in Eukaryota, Fungi, Ascomycota, Sordariomycetes, Sordariales, Chaetomiaceae. Bases 1 to 1212 code for a protein of 403 amino acids. Gene Ontology annotation, biological process: L-tyrosine catabolic process. The record is from RefSeq and is a predicted model, not a curated record.